AUGAAUAACAAUCCUAUACAAACAUGUCGUUGUUCGUCAGAAGAGAAUAUUCAGUUAGUCACAAAUGCUCUUCCAGUUACGAUAAAUCUCGAACAUCAUCAGAAGAAAUCCUCUCAUCCAAUGUUAACACGAAAGACAUUAACUGAACAUCGUUUGAUGAGAUGGUGUGCAUUAAUUCUUUCGUUAAGUUCAUUGAUUAUCAUUUGGCGUUAUGUCACCAUUUUAAUUCUUUCAAUUUGGUUGUCAAGUAUUUGUCGACCGAUUCUUGAAUGGCUCGUCAAUCAUCUACCAUUAAUAAAUCGAUGUCGAGAGAAACGUUCACGUUCAGCGAUUGCCGCAUUUCUCCUCGUUUUUCUUGUUCUUGUUGUUAUUUUACCUAUUGUUUUGAUAAUUAUUGCAUUAACGGGUUCGACAAUUAAUUUCGUUGCGCAUAUAUCGAAUUCAACAACUGCUCGAAAUGCGAUCAACCUAAUCGUUCCGCCAACAAACGAAAAUUCGACAAGAAAUGGUACAAAUCAAACGAGCGAUUUUGACUUUGUCGAUUUUAUUCGCGGAGGGAAAAAUACAACAUUUCAUUUGCUCGAACGCUUAUUAGCACAACGAGAUAGUAUCACCGACGUUUUACAAUUGUUCGGCGGAAAGGCAUUAUCAGUUAUAUCAACUGUUGCAGGUGUAACAGCUCAAUUCAUUAUUGGCCUUCUGAUCUUUUUGGUUUCGACGUAUUCAUUUUUAUUACAUGGUUCGGAGCUUUGGACAUGGGCUAUUCGACAUAGUCCGUUGUCAACUAAACAUAUGAAUCGAUUUUAUGAUGCAUUUCAUGAAACAGGUCGAGGUUUAUUAAUUGGCGUAUGUCUGACAUGUGUUGUUCAAGGUUUAGUUGCAGCGAUUGCUUAUUUAUGUUUACAAAUUCCACGUUGGUAUGCCUUGGGCGUCUUAACUGGUCUUUGUUCAUUAAUUCCUAUUCUUGGAACGGCAAUUGUGUGGAUUCCAAUAACAGUUGGACUUUUUAUCCAACAAGCUCAUAUUAAAGCAGUAAUAAUGAUUGUUGUUGGAGUUUUGGCAAUUGGUUCAAUUGAUAAUUUACUUCGGCCAGUCUUUUCCAAAUUGGGUUCACUACAAAUGUCAACAUUAUUAUUGUUGUUAACAAUUUUCGGUGGAUUAGAAUUAUUAGGACCAUGGGGAGCAUUACUUGGUCCAUUGAUUGUUCGGUUAGCAACAGAAGCGGUGAUUUUGGUUCGUGAAGAUGAAGAUGAACAAACAAACACGACAUCAACACACAUGUAA
Adineta ricciae is the source of this 1284-nucleotide messenger RNA. Lineage: Eukaryota; Metazoa; Rotifera; Eurotatoria; Adinetida; Adinetidae. The record is from the annotation of a GenBank genome assembly.